AGGCUUGACAAUGAACACCACACCUUGCGCUGCCCCGAUGGUACAUUCCACACAGGUGCAGUCCAUUCCAAUUCCGCGUGCGCAAGGGAUGUCCUACACGCUGCCCGCUGAUAGGCCGUCUUUUGAGCUACAUGCCCAGCAACAAGCUCAAAUGCUGCUGGCUGCAGCUGCAGCCAAACCUGGGGAGGCUCAGCCAGUGACGACUUCCAGCUCUGUUCAGCUUGUGCCAGCGCCGUUUGCAAAUGGAUCCUAUGUGCCCGGGAGGGGUGGGUCAUUCGUACCACCUCCCGUUUCCGUAGCACAGCCUGGGCCAAGUCCUCCCGUGCUCAGCAUGCCUGCCAUCGGCCCACCACUAGGGCAUCCUGGUCUGUGCCCACAGUCGCUUACAAUCAGCCCAUGCAGUUUCCCAAGUCCCGGCUCUUGUGGAAUGCCAGGAGUACGACCGAGGGGUUCAAGCUUGCAGGCACCACCUGCAGCACCUACACCCUGUGCCUGCGGAUCUGGCGUUCCUGGCGUACCUGGCAUACCUGGUGGACUUCCGGGUGGACUUCCGGGUUUCCCAAACCUUCCAACCCCGGGUUCAAUGCAAGGCAUGCAAGGCAUGCAGGGCAUGCAGGGCCUGCCGGGCCUGCAGGGUCCAGGACUUGACCUAGGGCAACUAGGUUUGCGUCCUGGACCUUUAGGGCCGAGCUUUUCUGGCGCUGGACAAGAUCCGAUGCAGUUCAACUUCCAGGGCCUUCAGAUGCCGCAGUUGCAAAUGCCGACGCUGGGAUCUUUGCCCCCUGGUCAAGGCAUGCCAAAUCCUGGCCGGCCAGAAAUGCCGCCAAUGUUUCGACUUGGCUCUCCUGCGUAAUUGCCGCAUUCAGACCACAAGCCUGUGUGUUGCGAUUUGCUUGCCCAAUACGGGCUGUUUGAGUAAGUUGCAGUACUCAGCCAGAUGUUGGAGGCUAAAACCGCUAAUGCAGACAGACGGAUUAAUUAGCUGCGCGUGGGGCAG
Molecule: messenger RNA, 997 nt
Organism: Cladocopium goreaui
Lineage: Eukaryota; Dinophyceae; Suessiales; Symbiodiniaceae
Source: the annotation of a GenBank genome assembly